AUGGAAAAAUCGUUGUUGACGUGUGGGCCGCCUAAUCACUAUGAUUUUGUGACUCCUUUUGUUUGGAAGGGUGAUAUUCCGCUUAAAGUCAAAGCUUUCGGGUGGCGUUGUUUCAAGCAUAGGAUUCCUACUAAGGUCUUGUUAAAGAAUCGAGGUAUUUUACCGUCUAAUUCUAAUCUUUUUUGUCCGUUAUGUGAUGAUGGUUUAGAAUCUCCCGUUCAUCUUUUCUUCUCGUGUCAAAAGGCGGAUGAUGUUUGGAAGGAUAUGGCCAAUUGGAUAGGCUUAGUUAAUUAUAAAGAGGUGGAUUUUAAGGAGAGUUUUUGGACUUGGAGAUCUUUUUGUCGAUCGAAGAAAGUUAGUAAAGGUAAGGUGGGAUGUGUGUGGUUGGCAAUUGUUUGGAGUAUUUGGCUUAGUAGGAAUGGUGUGAUUUUCAAGAAUAAACCAUGGAAUUCCCGGGAUGUCGUUUAG
Vicia villosa (hairy vetch) is the source of this 468-nucleotide messenger RNA. RefSeq lists its product as uncharacterized. The transcript has a single exon. The record is from RefSeq and is a predicted model, not a curated record. NCBI's taxonomy places the organism in Eukaryota, Viridiplantae, Streptophyta, Magnoliopsida, Fabales, Fabaceae. The coding region runs from base 1 to 468 and encodes 155 amino acids.